Molecule: messenger RNA, 619 nt
Organism: Acaulospora colombiana
Lineage: Eukaryota; Fungi; Glomeromycota; Glomeromycetes; Diversisporales; Acaulosporaceae
Source: the annotation of a GenBank genome assembly
AUGGAUGAUACUCCCGUUACAACGAUUCUUAGAGGGGUCAUCCUUAGUUCUUUAAUGAAAGAUAGGCAUAUAGCCCGGGCACCUGAGCCUGAGAGUUUUUUCAGAAGACAUAAAUAUAAGAUGAUGAUAGGCGGAACGAUUCUUGGUGCUGCUUUAGGUCCUUUUGCACUCACCGGUGGAAUAGCAGCCCUAGGGUUUGGUGAAGCAGGUAUUGCAGCUGGAUCUACCGCAGCAUGGAUGAUGUCGUUAUAUGGUGGGUACGUCACUUCUGGUUCCAUCGUGGCAAUUUUGCAGUCAGUUGGUGCUGCUGGCUUAGGUCUUGGAGGAAUUGCUGCUUCUAGUAUUGGGGGAGGUACAAUUACUGCAGCGAUAGUAAGAUUUCUGGCAUCAAAUCCCCAAAAUUUGGAGGAAUUGGAUAAUUUUGUCUUAAUUACAAGUGAAAAUGGACUCGAUACACCUGCGAAGGUGACUUUUGACAUACGGAAUCAGCUUGUUGUUGACAAUGGAGUUUUAAAACUUGAAUCAUUUCUUAGAGGAUUCGAUCUGGCUCUACCAUUAAUUAGAUCCAGAGUUGGUCUGUUUGAAUUUAGAAUCAAUGCAGAUCAUCCUGAAGGACCUG